Camponotus floridanus (Florida carpenter ant) is the source of this 2438-nucleotide messenger RNA. RefSeq lists its product as uncharacterized. Gene Ontology annotation, biological process: sensory perception of smell; detection of chemical stimulus involved in sensory perception of smell. The record is from RefSeq and is a predicted model, not a curated record. Gene Ontology annotation, cellular component: plasma membrane. Lineage: Eukaryota; Metazoa; Arthropoda; Insecta; Hymenoptera; Formicidae. Gene Ontology annotation, molecular function: odorant binding; olfactory receptor activity. The transcript has 9 exons. Bases 18 to 2411 code for a protein of 797 amino acids.
UUAAAAUACCAUCAAAAAUGAAGCUAAUCACGGAACGCUCGUCGAAGACAAUUCAAGAAAGCGAAAAUCAUUUCAAUUAUGCAGUGCAAGUGACUCGCGUUAUUCUACGGAUGAUCGGUGUAUGGCCGAUCCCGAAAUUCGCAUCCAACGCGGAAAAAAUUGCGAUUCGAUUGCAGAAUGUUAUUUGCUAUUUUUUAUUUGCGUUUAUUAUCGUGCCUGGUCUUUUAUUAAUAUUUCUGAAAGAACGCGAUGUUAAACGGAAGGUCAGGUUAAUAGGACCCCUUCUGAACUGUUGGAUGGGUUGCAUGAAGUACAGUCUAUUCAUUUAUCACGCGAAAAAAAUUCAAUCGUGCCUAGAACAGAUACAACAGGAUUGGCAGAGCACCGUCAAUUGGAAUGAUCGACAAGCGAUGCUAUCCAAGGCGAGAAUAGGCCGAAAGUUCGCCAUCUUCUCCGCUGCCUUCAUGUACAUCGGCGGGCUAUCUUACCGUAGCAUCGUACCACUCUCGAAAGGACGAAUGUUAACACCGAUGAAUACUACGGUAAGAGUUCUCUCGUGCCCCAGUUACUUUGUCAAAUUCGACGAACAAGCCUCGCCGGCGUAUGAGAUCGUAUUUACCCUGCAAUUCUUCGCGGGGUUUCUCACCUAUUCGAUGACAUGCGGCGUGGCCGGAUUAGCGGCAUUUUUUAUUAUGCAUGUUUGCGGACAGCUGAGUGUCUUGAUCGGCAAACUGCAGCAACUUAAUGACAUGGCGGAGCCCGAGGAUCGAACUAUUGCGACUUUGUUGGCCAAUAUUGUGGAACAUCAAAUAAAAGUAAAAAAUUUUUUGAAACAAGUAGAGGGAGCUAUGCAAUUCAUAUGGUUAAUGGAAAUAGUAGGAUCUACUAUUCUCUUAUGUCUCGUCGGAUAUUAUGUUAUUAUGGACUGGGAAAGUAGUGAUUCUACAGCUAUGUUAACUAUGUUUGUGGUGCUCAUAUCUUUUACUAUUUCCAUUUUUACUAAUUGUUAUGUUGGUCAACUUUUGACAGAUCAGAGCAUCAAGGUUGGAUUGAUAACAUCUACGAUAAAUUGGUAUUGUCUUUCGUAUAGAAGGGCUCGUUCUUUAAUCCUGAUAAUGGCAAUUUCUAAUAUUCCGAUAAAAAUCUCUGCAGGUGGAAUGAUGGAAAUGUCUCUACCCACAUUCAGUAACGUGAAUAUAAAGCAAUAUUUACACAACGCUAAAUAUGAGGACGACAUAAGAUAUACCGUGCAAGUGCAUAGGCUAAUCUUAGGAUUGAUCGGCGUGUGGCCUAUUUUCAAAAAAUCUCGUCUUCAAAAGAGAUUUUUAAAAGGAUUUGUCCGAGCAAUGUGUUGCUUACUGCUGUCCUUCAAUCUAAUACCGUGGGCUUUGUACAUGUUUCUGAUCUUGGAUACGUUCAAGAGCAGAUUGAAGAUGACCGGCGCGCUUUGUUUUUAUAUUAUGGUGCCUACUAUGUAUUGCACCCUUAUAUUACGAGAAGAUAGCAUCAGAAAAUGCAUGAAACAUAUGGAGAAGGACUGGCAAAAUGUGAAAGAUGAGAACGAUCGUAAAAUUAUGCUGGAUCGGGCGAAAGCCGGACGUUUCAUUUUGAUUUGCGCUACGCUAUUUCUAUUCGCCAGCGGCUUUACUUAUCGUCUAAUACAGCCGAUAUUUCGCGGCAAGAUCAUCGUCAAUGGGAACGUCACUAUCAGGCCACUAGUUCAAGGCCAUUAUUAUAUCUUCUUCGAUCCGCAGCGCAGUCCCGCUUACGAAAUCGUGUUCUCGAUACAUUUACUGAUCGGUAUCUUCAUAUAUAUUAUUAUGGCGAGUGUUUGUGGCGUCACCGCAUUGUUUACCAUGCACGCUUGUGGACAACUCGAGAUGCUAAGCACUUGGCUGGAAAAUCUACUAAAUGAGCCUCAGUGGUCGCAGAGUCAUGUCAUUGCUCGAAGAUUGGCAGCGAUCAUCCUGCAUCAUAUAAGGAUACGUAGAUUUUUACAGCACAUACAACAUCUUAUAGGAGAAAUGUGUUUUAUCGAGAUUAUUGGUAGCACUUUAGUGUUGUGUCUGCUAGGAUAUUAUGUGAUAACGGGAUGGGAACAGAAUGAUGCACUUUCCUUUUUGACAUAUGCUAUAAUGCUCGUAUCUUUUACAUUCAAUAUUUUUAUAUUGUGUUACAUAGGGGAAAUUUUAAAUAUUCAGGCGAAUAAAGUUUAUAUAACUUGUUGCACACUCGAUUGGUAUUGGUUACCUAGUGAACAAGCUCGAUAUCUUAUCCUAAUAAUUGCAAUGGCUAAUUAUCCUACAAAACUCACGGCGGGUAAAGUGAUCGAUCUUUCAUUUAGCAGUUUCGGUGGUGUUAUCAAAACCGCGAUGGCAUAUUUAAAUUUGCUACGGACAGUCACUAUGUAAUCGCGUAAUAUUACAUUAUACAUAUUA